AUGCAGGUAUUCUCAGCCUUUGGGUUUGUCCACAAGAUUACUAUGUUCGAGAAGACAGCCGGAUAUCAGGAUUUCCAGUCAGCUGGUGUCAAGUUAUGUAUGGUGAUGAUAGAUGUUGGAAAACCAAAUUUGCAACUAGUCUUUUCAGUCAGGAAACUGGGAAUAUUGUAUGCAUUGGUAGUUUCUCAGAAAGUGUUACAUGUGGGAAACUUGGCAAUAUCGUGUGCACGAUUUUGGUACCUACUCCCUGAGACAGUGAGACAAUGUUCUCUUAAAAUCACAUAUUCAGCUCAUACAGAUUUGACUGUCAAAUAUCAGAGUCAUCGGAGCAGAGACUAUACUAAUCCUUACCUUCUCGUUGCUCCAUCAGCCAUUGCUAGUACUGGUCAGGAAAAUGUAGCUUCUGAUUCCGAUUUGCUUCCCAAGGGUGUUUUCUCGGAGUCCCGGAGCGGAGACAGCGACGGGGAAGUUACUGAUUCGGCGGAGAAUCGAUUGGUUUCGGAUACGGAGGUUAAAGGAUUAGGGAUGACCGAUAAAUUUGUAGGUGGCGAGGAGACAAUUGAAGCCAGCCUUGCGGCGGAGACGAAAAGUGAAGGAGGAAACUCUGAGGUUAGUAAUGGAGUAACGGAAGGUAAGGAGGAAGACCAGAAGAAGAGCAAGUUUAAGAUUGUGGUGUUGCUGAUGGGACUAUGGGCGGCUAUAAAGAGAACCAUAGAGAAGGUUAUGGAGUGGGAGUGGCUAAGCUGGUGGCCUUUCUCUCGCCAAGAGAAGCGGCUCGAGAAACUCAUCGCCGAAGCUGAUGCCAAUCCCAAGGACGCGGCUUUGCAAGGAGCUUUAUUGGCUGAGCUAAACAAGCACCUUCCUGAGGCUGUAGUUCAACGGUUCGAACAAAGGGAACACGCAGUAGACAGUAGAGGAGUUGCUGAAUAUAUUCGAGCUCUUGUCAUUACAAAUGCUAUUGCGGAGUAUCUUCCUGACGAACAGACGGGGAAGCCAUCUAGUCUUCCCACAUUGCUGCAAGAGCUAAAGCAUCGUGCAUCAGGCAAUAUGGAUGAAUCAUUUGUGAACCCUGGUAUAUCUGAGAAGCAACCGUUGCAUGUUACUAUGGUUAAUCCGAAAGCUUCAAACAAGUCAAGGUUUGCGCAAGAGCUUGUCUCUACAAUCUUGUUCACAGUUGCGGUGGGAUUAGUGUGGUUAAUGGGUGCAGCUGCUCUUCAAAAGUAUAUUGGAAGCCUGGGAGGAAUUGGAACUUCUGGUGUUGGUUCAAGUUCUUCAUAUUCCCCAAAAGAGAUGAACAAAGAAAUAACACCAGAAAAGAAUGUCAAAACAUUUAAGGAUGUAAAGGGUUGUGAUGAUGCAAAACAAGAGCUUGAGGAGGUGGUAGAAUAUCUAAAAAAUCCAUCAAAGUUUACCCGCCUUGGAGGAAAGUUGCCAAAGGGAAUUCUUCUAACCGGUGCACCUGGUACCGGAAAGACAUUGCUGGCUAAAGCGAUUGCUGGAGAAGCUGGAGUACCCUUCUUCUAUAGAGCUGGAUCUGAAUUUGAAGAAAUGUUUGUUGGGGUAGGAGCUCGGCGUGUGAGAUCCUUGUUUCAGGCAGCUAAGAAAAAGGCGCCCUGUAUCAUUUUCAUUGAUGAAAUUGAUGCUGUUGGGUCCACGAGAAAACAAUGGGAAGGGCAUACAAAGAAGACAUUGCAUCAACUACUUGUUGAAAUGGAUGGUUUUGAGCAGAAUGAGGGAAUAAUAGUUAUGGCUGCAACAAACUUGCCUGAUAUACUUGAUCCAGCCCUGACAAGACCGGGUAGAUUCGAUAGGCAUAUUGUUGUCCCUAGUCCGGAUGUCCGUGGACGCCAAGAGAUUUUGGAACUCUACCUCCAAGGCAAACCUAUGUCAGACGAUGUGGAUGUUAAAGCAAUUGCUCGUGGAACUCCUGGAUUCAAUGGUGCUGAUCUUGCAAACCUGGUAAAUAUUGCUGCCAUAAAGGCAGCUGUUGAAGGGGCUGAGAAGCUAUCUUCUGAACAGUUGGAAUUCGCAAAGGACCGAAUAGUUAUGGGCACAGAGAGGAAGACGAUGUUCGUAUCAGAGGACUCAAAAAAGCUCACUGCGUACCAUGAGAGUGGUCAUGCCAUCGUCGCUCUAAAUACGGGAGGUGCACACCCGAUUCACAAGGCAACUAUAAUGCCACGUGGAUCUGCGUUGGGAAUGGUCACACAAUUACCUUCAAAUGAUGAAACAUCAGUGAGCAAGAAGCAGCUAUUAGCUCGUCUUGAUGUAUGUAUGGGAGGAAGAGUUGCAGAGGAGCUCAUCUUUGGUCUAGACUAUAUCACCACUGGAGCGAGUAGUGAUCUAUCCCAGGCCACAGAACUUGCACAAUAUAUGGUAUCGAGUUGUGGGAUGAGUGAGGCAAUAGGACCAGUUCAUAUAAAAGAAAGACCAAGCUCUGAUAUGCAAUCGCGCAUAGAUGCAGAGGUUGUGAAGCUUCUUCGUGAGGCAUAUGAGCGAGUGAAAUCUCUCCUGAAACGGCAUGAGAAGCAGCUACACACAUUAGCAAACGCACUUCUAGAGUAUGAAACGCUAACGGCAGAGGACAUAAAGCGUAUUCUCCUUCCAAACCAAGGAGAGAAGUUACAGGAGCAACAAGAAGAACAAGGAGACUUGGUAUUGGCUUAG
Molecule: messenger RNA, 2667 nt
Organism: Arabis nemorensis
Lineage: Eukaryota; Viridiplantae; Streptophyta; Magnoliopsida; Brassicales; Brassicaceae
Source: the annotation of a GenBank genome assembly